Cryptomeria japonica (Japanese cedar) is the source of this 5440-nucleotide messenger RNA. RefSeq lists its product as uncharacterized. The record is from RefSeq and is a predicted model, not a curated record. Bases 479 to 4345 code for a protein of 1288 amino acids. Gene Ontology annotation, biological process: negative regulation of DNA-templated transcription. Lineage: Eukaryota; Viridiplantae; Streptophyta; Pinopsida; Cupressales; Cupressaceae. Gene Ontology annotation, molecular function: transcription corepressor activity; acyltransferase activity, transferring groups other than amino-acyl groups. The transcript has 11 exons.
UGAAGAGCGCGGGAUAUAUAAAUACGGGCCAUAAAAUAAAAGAAUGUGUAGUUUUGCGGGUGGCGGUGAAAUGAGAAAGCAGGGGGUAAUAAUAUUUAUAAGCCCAAGUAGAGAAAGACGUUGAUUGCAAGGCUGGUGUUGCUCUACUGAUUUCAGGUUCUCCACAGCGUGGCCCCACCUUUAUAGGAUUAGCAUUAGGAAUUAGGAAAAAUAGUUAAGAGUUCGCAGAGGAAGAGCUCCUAAACUUCGCCGCAUAGCCGUCAAUUUGAGCUAAAUUUAUUGAAAAGUGAAGUUUAACAGGAGAGCUAAAUUUGGCUCUGCUUUAGUGCGAGGGCCAAUGCCAUGCACAAUUGUGGGCUCGAUACUUUGGAGCAUGUGCCCAAACAAGGUAGCCUGAAAAAUUCCCAGAGCCUAGGGUUUGUUCAAUUAUAAACAGGGGCUGCUGCAGCUGUUAUUCAAUUUGUGUGGCGAAUGAGGAAUGGAGCUUUCUAAGGGUCAGAAACUCCUCGUAGGAGAGAAUGUGGAGGUCCGUCCGCUGGAGGAGGGGCUGCGAGGAUCGUGGCAUGCUGGAGUUGUGAUUAAAGUAGAGCAUCUGUGCCGUAGUGUGGAGUACAGGGAUUUUGUGACGGUCGAAGAGCGGCAGGACAAGUUUGUAGAACGUGUUCAAGUCACGGAAGGCGUCGAAGGUUUGGCCAGCAGAAGAGGAAGGAAGAGUUCGAGUUACAGGAAUCGGAUUAGGCCCCCGCCGCCACCCGCGGAGGAGCAGAAAUGGACGUAUGGCCUUUGCGUCGACGCGUUCUAUCGCGAUGGGUGGUGGGAGGGCGUACUUUUGGAUGAUUUACAAUUCUCUCAACACAGGUCGGUGCUAUUUCCUGACGAAGGCGAUGCCCUCACAUUUCAUACCAGUGAAUUGAGAGUUACGCAGGACUGGGAUGAAAAAGAGGGGACUUGGAGCGUUCGAGGGCCUUGGAUUUUGGCUACUAUGCAACAGGACUUGGAGCGCCCAGCAUUGCCUCUUGGCUUGCUUUGGUACCAUUUAAGACAGAGGUCUACUUUCAUUCUUACUUUGGGGCAAUGGACUGCAGCUGCGGGGAACCAGUGUAAGUGGUUCCCACAUUUGAACCAGGUCGUUCGGCUUCUUUUCGCCCACCCUGAGAAGCAGACGCUGCCUUUUGUGAAUACCUCUUCCUCUAUACCUAUGGAAUUAGCUUAUAUUUAUUCACAUCCGCACACUUCCCCAGCAUCGUGCACGGAGGUGGAAGCGGAGAGCUCAGACAAGGCAUUAGCUGUCAGGGCAGAUCCAGAUGAUCACUUUGCUGCUGCUAUCUCAAAAGAUCAAAUGGAUGCUACUAUUGGCACUGAGAUAUCCCAAUAUUGCCAACCUACAGCUCUCAAUUGUAAUCUUACUCUGAACAGAAAUUCAAAUAAACAGGCCCGCAAUGAAGUAAAAAUGCACCUUCUUGCUCUAGGAUGGAGGCUUAGUUUCAAACCUCGCCCCGGAAAGGAAAAAUGCGAUUUGUGCUAUGUUUCACCCUCAGGUCGCGCUUACUAUUCUCUCUUCCAAGCUUUUGUAGGAUGGAAAAAAGAGCAGAAGGCCCACGGACUAGUAGUUAGAAAUAAUGAUGUAAAGGCUGAAGAGUCCGUGAACUAUGCAUUACGAGGUGCAUCUGUAUCUCGUAGCACACAGAAAACAGGGUUAAGGGUGAGAAGAAACAUGCUAUCUUCGACCGCUGAAUCAAAGCGGUUACAUAGAAUUUGUAGCUCUUCAGAAGUAGUAAUAUACGAUUCCAACAAUCACAAGACUGCCGAGGAUGCAUCCAAAAUUAAUAAAGGACCAAAAAAAUCGGUUAGCAGGGGUAAGAGACUUUAUCAUCAUGUCAAGAAGAAGACAAGUGGUACCAGGGACAUGUUUACUGUCCCAGAAUCGAUUCACAGGACAAAGGCAUGCGAUCUUCAAUCCGAGCAUUUUGAUCAACCCAUAGCAAGAAGCCCAAGUACAAAAGGAGCACGCUUAAGAAAAGCUGUUCAAGGUUCCUUAGUGUCCAGCAGAAAAAAACAGAAACUCGGUUCUGAAGAUUCAUUGGGAGUGAAAAGAAAGCGCAAAUCAACCAGCGGUUUCCGAAUGCAGGUACUUCUUUCUGCCCCUGGAGAAUCAAAAGAUUCUUCUUCAGGAGGCAAGGAUAAGCGUAAUGCCAGUUCCGUUCUAUCCUGGAUGAUAGAAAAUCACCUGGUGGCUGAAAAGCAGAAAGUACAUUACUUCAAUUCACAGAAAGAGGGCUGGGUAACUUAUGAGGGGAUUCUGUGUGCAUGUUGUUCAAAUGUAUACUCUCUAACAGAUUUCGAAGCCCAUGCAGGAAGCAAACGCCACCGACCUUCUGCCAAUAUUAUUUUAGAAGAUGGCAGGUCUUUACUGCAAUGCCAGAUGCAGGUCUUAGACAAUGAUAACAGGACAAAUGGUUGCAGGACAAAGGGUUUCAGAGCCCAAUUAAGGGGAAGAAAAAAAAAUCACGACGAAUGCAUGAUCUGUCAUGUUGGUGGACAUUUGGUUCUGUGUGAUCAUUGCCCAAAUUCAUUCCAUAUAAAAUGCAUUAAUUUGGAGAGUGUUCCAAAACAAGAAAAAUGGUACUGUCCAACUUGUCGCUGUGCAAUAUGUGGCAGCAGUGAAUUCAAUGGCAAUCCGGAGCUAUUUACAGAGUUGACAGUUCUCUUUUGUGAUCAGUGCGAGUGUCAGUAUCAUGUGGGAUGCUUAUAUGAGAGAGGAAUGCCAAAAUUAGACUCUUGUCCUGAAGGCAAUUGGUUUUGUAGUAAUAAAUGUUCAGAGUUAUUUUCGCAGCUUCGGAAUCUUGUUGGAGUGGUGAAUCCGAUGGGAGUUGGAGGUCUCUCUUGGACAUUGCUAAGGUCAACGGAGGGUGAUGUUAAAAUCUCUGAUCAAAAUUCUGAUGAAGUCAUGGCAGAGUAUCGUAGCAAGCUUUCUGUUGCAGUAUCUGUAAUGCAUGAGUGCUUUGCACCAAUGAUUGAAACUACAACAAAGAAGGAUAUUAUUAAUGAAUUGAUUUUCAAUAAGGGAUGUGAUGGAAAUUGGUUGAAUUUUCGUGGUUUCUAUACAAUGAUCUUGCAAAUGGAAGAUGAUUUUGUUUCUGUUGCCACUGUGAGGAUAUAUGGACAAAGAGUUGCAGAAAUGCCACUUAUUGGUACUCGUAUCAAAUACCGGUAUCAAGGAAUGUGUCGUCUUCUUGUUAAAGAACUUGAGAAGCUCCUUCUUUCAUUAGGAGUGGAAAGACUGAUUUUACCAGCUGUUCCUGAGCUAAAGCAGACAUGGCUCAAAAGCUUUGGGUUUCAGGAGAUGACUUCUGCAGAGAGAUUUGAGCUUUUGAAACACAAUUUCAUGAACUUUCCAGACACCACGGUUCUCCAAAAGAUAGUGGCAAGAGUGACUCUGGAGCAGGAAAUUGUUACGGAAACAGAUGCAUGUCAAAAUGGUGUAGAACCAAGUCAUCCGAGUCCAGGAAGCAGACUUAGAAGAGUGGGGAUUGAGAAAGAAAUUGUUCCUGCAACUGUUGUUUUUAGUGCAUUGAACCACAAAUCUUACAUUGACGUUGCAGAGACUGUAAGUCCUAUCUGCAGUUUGCCUUUUGACACUCCAGUGUCACACUGUAAUCCUGAAGGAGAGGGCUGCUUUGAUGAAGAAAUGAAGGCAUCUUUGUCGAAAAGAUAUCCGCAUAUUGGUUCAACUUAUGCUCUGACAAAGAAUCAGUCUGAAAGUACUAUGGAGGAUGAAACAAUUGGGGGAACUAGAAGUACAAAUCCUCUGGUGAGAAAGCUGAAAUGGAAAGAACAAUUGAACAAUGACAAAGAAGGUAAUGGAAGAAGAAAACGGAGGACAGAGGAAACUACUACUGAUAAUGAGUGUCCCCCUAUCUGUCUUACUUACCCAGGGGAAUCUUUAGAGCAUAAGAAUAUCCACUUUGGUGCAUGUGAAACAAGGGAAUCUGAUGAAGAUAUAUCAAUAAUAUGGAGCAGGACAAUUGCAAUAAGAGCUGAAAGCUACUGUUUGUCAAACUCUAAGGAAAGUUCACCUGCAUUUGAUGAAACUACAUCCUUUGAGGAUGGAUCAAAUCAUGUAGCUGAAAACAGAGAAGUUGAAUGCAGCAAUUCUCAUGCUACUACUAGUAAGCACCACAGGGAAAAGCAAAAUGGAUAUGCAAGUUGUCUAAAGUCUUUCAAGUAUUGUUAUAGCCGCCGUAGAAAACAAGUAUGUGUUGGCAAUGGCUUGUCUGGAGAGAUCCCUUCUGUGGUAUCAUUUCCAGUAAAAUCUUCCGUUUUGCAUUCCAGUACAGUUUGUUGAAUUGUAGGGGAAUAGUUACUCAGAACCAUGACACGCUUGUUUUAUGCACAUAUUUAUGGUUGUGAAAAUUGGUGCAUAGCGUUCUGUUGUUGGAGGGAAGUGUCACAAAUUCAUCUGAGGAAGCUUAAACCCAAAGUGCUUGGGUAUAAUAUCAGAAUUAUAAAUUUUUCCCAGAAGCUUGAAAGAGAAUUGACUUGAGGUUCAAUGUCAUGGAUACAAAUAAUAAGGAGAUUUUGCUGAAUGUUUGUUCAUGUCGCUUGAAGAGCAUUCUCCAUGUAGAUGAGAGGAGCAAACUUACUAUUUUGGUACUAGGGAGCCUCUCUUUAAAUCAGGAUUCACCAUUAGCCUCAGCACAGUGCUUAAGCAUGCCUGCAAUCAAGAAUUUUAAGGAACUUGAUGUAUAGAUUUUGUCUUUUAUUUUGGAGCAAAUGCAAAUAAUGGGCCUCAUCUUAAAUCAGGAUUCACCAUUCACAUAUUUAUGGUUGUGAAAAUUGGUGCAUAGCGUUCUGUUGUUGGAGGGAAGUGUCACAAAUUCAUCUGAGGAAGCUUAAACCCAAAGUGCUUGGGUAUAAUAUCAGAAUUAUAAAUUUUUCCCAGAAGCUUGUAAGAUAAUUGACUGAGGUUCAAUGUCAUGGAUACAAAUAAUAAGGAGAUUUUGCUGAAUGUUUGUUCAUGUCGCUUGAAGAGCAUUCUCCAUGUAGAUGAGAGGAGCAAACUUACUAUUUUGGUACUAGGGAGCCUCUCUUUAAAUCAGGAUUCACCAUUAGCCUCAGCACAGUGCUUAAGAAUGCUUGCAAUCAAGAAUUUUUAAGGAACUUGAUGUAUAGAUUUUGUCUUUUAUUUUGGAGCAAAUGCAAAUAAUGGGCCUCAUCUUAAAUCAGGAUUCACCAUUAGCCUCAGCACAGUGCUUAAGCAUGCGUGCAAUCAAGAAUUUUUAAGGAACUUGAUGUAUAGAUUGUCUUUUAUUUUGGGAGCAAAUGCAAAUAAUGGGGCAAGGUCAUGUAAAAUCCUCAUCCAACUAAAAUGCAUCCCAUGGUGCUUUAUAUUUUUUGAACAUAGAACUUGUGAAAAACUUACUAGGAAACUAUUUGUUCA